Parnassius mnemosyne (clouded apollo) is the source of this 1431-nucleotide messenger RNA. The record is from the annotation of a GenBank genome assembly. NCBI's taxonomy places the organism in Eukaryota, Metazoa, Arthropoda, Insecta, Lepidoptera, Papilionidae.
AUGAACGAAGGAGCACCUAUAAUGUACCAUGGAAACGGUUAUGGGGGCGCAGUCUAUAUGGUACCUGGCCAAAUUGACAGAUCACGACAAUAUCCCUUAGAAGUACUUCAAGUAUUAGGCGGUGCAGGGCGUGGUGGAGGAGAUCCUAGUCAUGGUGCUCCGCGGCGAUGGCAGGCGCGUCGCGACCGCCAGCAAAGCAAAGACUACACCGCUUUUGGCUAUGAUUCUGACGAUUCCAGCCUAUCAAGUAAUGCCUCUGGUUCCAACAAGUCCAGUGAAAAAGGUGAAAGCAGUUCCCGCUCUGAGAAUAGUACCGCGGCCUCGUCGGGAUCGGCGCCCCCUGUCCAAUUUCAGCAGAGAGAGUGGCGCGCCCGACCACGGAGAGAGCUUCGCCCCCGGAGGAUUGCACCGGAGAGAUUUCUCAAUGCUUCCUACCCAUUCCAAGUCAAAUUCACACCUGAUGAUUUACUUAAUGGGUCAAAAUGGGACACAUUAUCGCAGGAGGUUUGGGACAAAUUUAUCAUUUCCCAGCAGACAGAGGACACGUUUAGAAAGAAGAUGAAUCUGUGGCGUUAUCUUUACAUAACUAUCAAGUCUAUCUUCCCUCGCUACGGGCUUUACGUAGUGGGGUCCACGAUGUCCGGCUUCGCGCUGGACAACUCGGACAUGGAUCUAUGCCUGUACGUGCGCGCAUUGUCCCACGUGGAGCCGCGUGCUCAUGCGUUACUGCAUCUCAACUAUGUGCUGGGGUACAUUCGCAGCUUUGAUCCAGGUGCGGAACUAAUCCAAGCAAAGGUGCCCAUACUGAAGUUCCGGGACGCGCGGAAUGGGCUUCAAGUGGAUCUCAACUGCAACAAUGUGGUUGGCAUUAGGAACACAAACCUGCUCAACUGUUUUUCUAGAAUGGACUGGCGCGUGCGGCCGCUGGUGGCGGUGACGAAGCUGUGGGCGCGCGCGCACCGCAUCAACGACGCGCGCCGCCGCACGCUCUCCUCCUACGCGCUCACGCUCAUGGUCAUACACUUCCUGCAGUGCGGCACGAGCCCGGCGGUGCUGCCGCGCUCUGGCGUAGCGCUGGCGGCCGCGGGGGCGGGGGGUGCGGGGGCCGCAGCAGAGCGGCGCGCGCCCAACCGCGCCACGCUCGCCGAACUCUUUCUGCACAUGCUCAAGUACUACGCGGACUUCCCUUACGAUCAAAUGGCAGUGUCGGUGCGGAUGGGACGGCGAGUGCCGCUCGUCGAGUGCAGAGCACACGACCCACAUCAGUGGAAGCUGCUUUGUGUUGAAGAACCAUUUGACCUGACGAACACUGCACACUCUGUGUAUGACCCAGAGACGUUUGAGAAAAUAGUAAACACGUUCAAGGAGAGCUACAAGAGGCUGGCGGCGGGGCUUCGACUGGCGGACGCCUGGCCGGUGCCGGAGCGAUGA